AUGAGAGAACAGCAUGAUAUUCCAAUAUUUAUUGUUGGAGGAGCUGUCAGAGAUGUCAUUAGAGAAGUGAUUGUUGAAAAAAAGACCAAUGCCUUACAAAUUAUGAAUAAUAUUAAGGAUAUUGAUAUUGGAUUUGGUUGUGAUCCACAAACAUUUCAUGGACGCCUCACUCGAAAAUAUAAAUCAGGUGUUCCAAUUCCUGGACCCCGUGGACUAGUUCAAGUAGGAAGCUCCAAUGGUUCUGAUCUAUUCCUGGAAGGUAAAGCCAUUAAUGGUUUAAAUAAUGAUAAUAAGAGUGUGAAAGCACAAAUUGCUCAAUGUUAUGGAACUAAUCUGAGAGGAGAAAACAUUUGUAGAGAUUUCACAUGUAAUUCUCUUUGGUAUGAUCCAAUCAAUAAGUGCAUUAUUGAUACUAUUGGAAAUGGGCAAGGAAUUAAGGACGUAAUUUCAAAAAAUUUACGAAUUCCUGUAAAACCAAGAGAUUGGGAAUUUUGGGUUUCUGGCAAUCCAACAAAGUUGAUGAGAUUUUACAAAUUCCUUUUGAAGGGAUAUUCUGCAGAUGCCAAAACUAAAUCAUUCAUAAUUGAACAAGUUAAAAAACUCAAUACACGAAAGGAAUUGGAAAAGCUAACAAAGCAAAGUUGGAGAAUUUGUUGA
Molecule: messenger RNA, 657 nt
Organism: Naegleria gruberi
Lineage: Eukaryota; Heterolobosea; Eutetramitea; Acrasida; Naegleriidae
Exons: 2
Coding region: 1-657 (218 amino acids)
Biological process (GO): RNA processing
Molecular function (GO): nucleotidyltransferase activity; RNA binding
Source: RefSeq, a predicted model, not a curated record